AUGCAGUGUUGGACAAGGACAGUGGCAUCCAGUUUGGGACUCCUCUGUAGUUUUGGGAGCAGGGGAUGCUUCGACGGGGCGCAGGUGCGGGAGAUCGCGCGGGGCCAAGAUGGUGCCCGGGGAGUACGAGGAUUUGAGGAGGUCCUUCCAGAAGGGUUCGUCGGGCGGACGGAAGGGCUCGGGAGGGUGAUCGGGUGGGCCCCGCAGGCGCAGGUGUUGGGCCACUGGGCAGUGGGUGGGUUCGUGUCGUCACUGUGGAUGGAACUCGGUGCUCGAGAGCGUGUGGGAAGGAACCAUUUUUCUUAA
Molecule: messenger RNA, 306 nt
Organism: Striga asiatica
Lineage: Eukaryota; Viridiplantae; Streptophyta; Magnoliopsida; Lamiales; Orobanchaceae
Source: the annotation of a GenBank genome assembly